This is a messenger RNA of Oldenlandia corymbosa var. corymbosa, 2417 nucleotides long. NCBI's taxonomy places the organism in Eukaryota, Viridiplantae, Streptophyta, Magnoliopsida, Gentianales, Rubiaceae. The record is from the annotation of a GenBank genome assembly.
AAAAAAAAAAAAAAAAAGAAAAAGAAAAGAAAGAAUGACCGGAAUAAAAUUUACGCCUACCCUUUGUUGGGGAAAAAGAAAAACCAAGGAUAAAACGUUGCUUAAACCCAAAGCCUUUUUUCCACGGCAAUUCAAGUUUCAACCCAGAGUCUCUCUGCGAUGGAGGACUGGUCUUGUUACCCGCCCAUAGAACCCAGCAACUUCGACCUAAUCAUCGUCGGCACCGGUCUCCCUGAAUCCAUACUCGCCGCUGCCGCUUCUGCUGCCGGCAAAACUGUCCUUCACCUUGAUUCCAGCCAUUCUUAUGGCUGCCACUUCGCCUCUCUGUCUCUCCAAGACUUCACCGAUUUCCUCCAAACCCACUCUAAAACCCAAUCUCCCCUUCCCGAAAUCGAACCCAGUUCCGGAGAAUGCAAUGUCCUUCCUCUUGUUACUCGUCCGGUGUAUUCAUCACUCGAAGUUAACGUAUAUUCCCCGGAAAUCAUCGAGAAAUCAAGCAAGUUCAGCCUGGAUUUGGCUGGUCCUCGGCUUAUGUUCUGUGCUGAUUCGAUGGUUGACUUGAUUCUGCAAACUGACAUAAAUCAGUACAUGGAUUUCAAGAGUGUGGAAUCGAGCUUUAUUUGUGAAGGGGAUGACUGUAAUUUGUGGAGUGUGCCCGAUUCGCGGAGCGCCAUAUUCAAAGAUAAAGUCUUGAGCUUUACUGAGAAGAAUCAGUUGAUGAGGUUCUUCAAGCUGGUCCAGAAACACUAUGAAGACAAGAGUGAUGAAGCAAACGCAAAAAUUUCGGAUGAGGAUUUAGAAAGUCCGUUCGCGGAGUUUAUGAGCAAAAAGAUUGGGAUGUCCUCGAAGCUAAAAUCGGUUAUCUUAUAUGCAAUUUCGAUGGCAGACUAUGAACAAGACAGUGUGGAACAAUGCAAAAACGUUCUGAAGACAAAAGAAGGAUUAGACCGUCUCAUACUUUAUCAUGCAUCAAUUGGCAGAUUUCCUAAUGCGCCUGGUGCAAUGAUAUAUCCCAUGUAUGGGCAAGGAGAACUUCCACAGGCAUUUUGCCGGCGAGCUGCUGUCAAAGGUUGUCUUCAUGUUUUGCGGAUGCCUGUGGUUGCUCUACUUGUGGAUAAGGAUGUUGGUAGUUAUAAGGGUGUUAGGUUGGCUACUGGUCAAGAACUAUUCAGCCAACGGCUUAUCCUUUCUCCUUCAUAUGUUGUACCAUCCGGAUUGGUUCGUCCUCCAAAUCCUCUGCAAGAAGGCAUAAAUGAUAUGGGUACAGCAGAUGCUAAGCAGAAGGUCAUCAGGGCAAUAUGCAUCACAAAAGCUUCGUUAAAAUCGGAUGUGGCUAAUUGUCUGGUUUUCCUUCCCCCUCAAUCUUUGUGCCCAGAGCAGCAGACAUCAAUCCGAGCCUUCCAGCUAAGCAGUAAUGUGGCUGCUUGUCCCCCUGACUUGUUUGUUGUUUAUCUGUCAAGUGUAUGCGAAGAUGUCGUUCAAGGGAAGAAAUUGAUGAAUUUAGCCAUAGAUGCUUUAUUUACAGUUCCCGUAUCUAAAGAUCCUGAUGAAAAUUGUACAGAGCACGACAGUGAGUUUACAACAACAAAAGUUAAACCCACUUUACUUUGGAGUAUCCUCUAUGUGCAAGAUCAAACUGCGGUUGAAAUUGAUACUGUUAGUUCAACCUUUAUGCCUGAUGGGACUCUUCUGUACAACAAUCUUCUUGAAGCAACAACUAAGCUCUUUCAGACAAUGUACCCUGGCGAGGUUUUCCUUCCAAAGGCAACUUCAUCUGAUACUGUUGUGGAAGAUGUAGAGUCUGAUUUGUAGCUACAAGCACCUGGUUCUGCUAGAAUGAAGAUUCUUAGAACAAAGGAAAUGAGAUUGAAACCCGGACUGUUGAUGCAGCAGAAUGUAUCUAAUUACGUGGUGGUUGUCUCUAAGGAGUCCAUUUCAGCUUUUUUUCGAUCGCCAUUUUCACUGGUGGGGGAACAUAUUUUUGGCGGGUUUCACCUCGCGAAGGCGGCAAAAUCAUGUUCUUAUGCUGUCUUCCUUCUUCGGCAUUUCUCCACUGACGAUUGUUAGUGUCUCAAGUCACAGCUCUUUGAUCAACAUAGUUAUACAUAGAGAAAAAGAUAGCCGCUAGCGUAAUAGUUUUUUUUUCAAAAAAUUUUCUGAUUGUUUCUAUUUUUUUAACUCAUAUAAGUUUUGGUGCCGGAUUUCACCAUGUACAGUAUUUAUGCCUUUGAUGGCUUACGUUUGACUGAUUGGAAAUUGAAAAAGAAAAACCAAGAGAAAGAUGUUGGGUAGUUGGGCAGUAAAUAACUAAAUAAGUGCUUUGCUCGGCAGCUCGGCAGCACAAUAUUUCACCAGUUUUUUUACUUUAUUUUCUUUAACCUGAGUACGCAACGGCGUCAAUCGCCACAUUGGGCAGG